CUGGACUCCGGGCAGAGGCACAUCGGGCUGGACUCCGGGCAGAGGCACAUCGGGCUGGACUCCGGGCAGAGGCACAUCGGGCUGGACUCCGGGCAGAGGCACAUCGGGCUGGACUCCGGGCAGAGGCACAUCGGGCUAGACUCCGGGCAGAGGCACAUCGGGCUACCAGGCGAAGCAGCAGGCAGCGGGCCACCAGGCAGAGCGGCAGGCACCGGGCCCCCGGGCGGAGCGGCAGGCAGUGGGCCCCCGAGCGGGGCAACAGGCCCCGGGCCCCCGGGCGGGGCGACAGGCCCCGGGCCCCCGGGCGGGGCGACAGGCCUCGGGCCCCCGGGCGGAGCGGCGGGCGCCGGACCCCCAGGCGGAACUACAGGUCUCGGGCCCUCAGGCGGAGCGGCGGGCGGGGCGACCGGCAUCGGGUCACCAGGCAUCAAGUCAUUUGGCUUGACAGCGAGCACCGCGUCAUCUGGCAAGGCAGUGGGUUCCGAGUCAACUGGCAUGACCGCGGGCACUGGGGCAGACAUUGAAUCGUCUGGCUGGACAGCGGGCAUCGGGUCACCAGGCACGACAGUGGGCUCCGAGUACCGGAUCAUCUGGAUCAACAGCGGGCAUCGAGUCAACUGGCCU
Messenger RNA from Staurois parvus, 624 nucleotides. The record is from the annotation of a GenBank genome assembly. NCBI's taxonomy places the organism in Eukaryota, Metazoa, Chordata, Amphibia, Anura, Ranidae.